Dermacentor andersoni is the source of this 6321-nucleotide messenger RNA. RefSeq names its product multidrug resistance protein mrp-7-like. Gene Ontology annotation, cellular component: membrane. Gene Ontology annotation, molecular function: ABC-type transporter activity; ATP hydrolysis activity; ATP binding. The record is from RefSeq and is a predicted model, not a curated record. Gene Ontology annotation, biological process: transmembrane transport. NCBI's taxonomy places the organism in Eukaryota, Metazoa, Arthropoda, Arachnida, Ixodida, Ixodidae.
CGUCUGGUACGAAGAACGAAGAUGACAUGUCGCCCUUUGGAAAGAUUAUUGUGGCUGCGUUGUUCCCCCUUUUUCGAGAGCAGCUCCGUGGAAGCAAAGACAUGGACUCCGCAUUUCCAGAGCUAAGGCGUGGAAUGAGGUGCAAGGAUUUGGUGACGUACCUCAACACCUGCAUCACGCGCGGAAAGAAGGACGUCAUCCGUCGUCGCGUCUUCAUCAAGUCCAUGAUCAGCGUCCUCUGGGUGGAUGUGGUUCGAGUCACCGUCUGCACCUUGGCCUACUACGGUUGCCUGUUCGCCAGGGUUCCAGCACUUGAGCUCCUGAUGGCCAGCUCCACCCGGGGAGACAUGAUAGCGGCGGCCAUCUUGUUUGUGGCGGUCAGUGCGGCGGAAUACCUUGUCUCGGUCUACCACAUGGACAUAGUCAUCGUGUUUGGCUGCCGCAUGCGAGCCAUGAUUCAAGGGGCCAUUUUUAACAAGGCCGUCCACAUGCCGGCGACCAUGAGGAGCGCCUACCCUACAGGCUCGGUUGUGUCCCUGCUGGCCGUCGACUGCGGCACGCUCGCCUUGAGCAUGAUGGUGUUCCCCAUGCCCCUCGGUGGACUGAUCACUCUACCCGUGGCGCUCUGGCUCCUGGCCGAGAGAGCGGGCACCUACCCCACGCUCUGCUGCCUGGCUUGGGUUCUGGUCGUCUUCGCGAUGCCCUUCUGCGCCUUCCGGUUCCAGAAGAAGUUCUGGCAACGUCAAAUGAAAGCCCGUGAGGAGCGCAUUAAAAGUCUGUCGGACCUGUUCGCAUCCAUCCGAACGGUGAAGAUGUACGCCUGGGAAGAGGCCCUGCAGGAGACGGUGCAGCGUCUGCGCAACGUCGAGCUAUCGUGGCUCUUUCGGGCGAAUCUGCUGGACGGCGUGCUUGAUUCUGUUUACACGGCCUCCACCUCUGUGCUGACGAUCAUCCUCUUCUCGGCGUUGUACUUUCUGGAGCCCCACAAGCAGCUGACGCCAGAGCUGUCCUUCUCGUGCCUGUACCUCCUGUUCGUGACGGAGUUGACGCUCUCCUCGACGGCGCUGAUCUUCAGGAAUGGACGGCAGGUAGCUUUGGGUCUCGGACGCAUAUCAGAGUUCUGCACUGAGAUGGAUCAAGAAGAACACAAGGAGAAGGCUACCUAUGACAUUUACAGAAAGGCAGGGCAUGUGAACCUGAGGAAAUGCGGCUUCUCGUGGAGCAGUCCGAAGGAGGAAAACAAACAGGAGCACCUGAGGGCCGUCAACCUCGACAUCCGGCCGGGUUCCCUGGUGGGCGUGGUCGGCUUCGUGGGGAGCGGCAAGUCUUCGCUCCUGUCGGGGAUCCUAGGAGAGAUGCCCUGCACGGUGGGGCGGGUCGUCUGCACGGGUCGCAUCGCAUACGUGCCGCAGCUCGCACAUGUGCACAACAUGACAGUUCGCGACAACAUACUGUACGGGAAAGCAAUGGACGACGACUUCUAUGACGAAGUGAUCGCCUGCUGCAAACUCAUCGACGACCUAAAUCGACUCCCUGCUGGAGAUUUGACGGAGAUCGGCGAGAAGGGCGGCAACCUGAGUGGCGGCCAGAAGCAGCGUAUCUCGCUCGCCCGCGCAGUGUACAGCAACAGCGACGUAUACCUGCUCGAUGACCCACUGAGCGCCUUGGACCCCGUGGUCGGCAACAGCAUCUUCCAGGCCGUCAUCGGAAACACAGGCAUGCUCGGUAACAAGACCCGCAUAAUGGUGUGCAACCAAGGCAGCUACCUGCGCUACAUGGACAAGGUGGUGUUGGUGCAUGGCGGAAGCAUCCGCGUCUACACCAACGUGGACGACCUGCUCGCGGACCCGGACGCGCCAGAGACGCUCAGGGACACGGCACGAGCCGAAGCCAUGCAUUCGUGCGAAGACGAAGGCGCCGAGUCUAAGGGAGGUCAAGAGAAUGAGUCGGCGGGCCGUGUCACUGAAAAAGAGCAACAAGGUUCGGACAAGUCGGCGUCCAGCAUCCUGCGGGCCCUGGUGCGCCUGUCCGGCUGGCAGGCCAUGGUGGCUCUCGCGGUGUUCGCGUUGAGCGCGACCCUCCUUGCGCUUCAGCAGCUGUGGAUCAAGGUGUGGACGGACGUGUCAUCGGCCCACGACGAAGAGACGUCGGAGCACAACGACGAUGCCGCCCUCGAGGCGCACCGGACCUCCUGGGUAGCGGUGCUGAUCGGACUGUGCAUCUUCGACGUGUUCUGCCGCAUAGUCGGGGGCCUCCUGCUGGCGGCCAGCAGCCGCUGCCUCUCGGGGCGUCUGCACAGCGCCAUGCUGGAGCACGUGCUUGGCAGUCCGGUGUCGCUGUUCGACUCGUCGCCCCGGGGCCGUAUCCUGAACCGGUUCUCGGCCGACAUGGACUUCGUGGACUCGCGCACCUUCUUGAGCGGCAAGCAGAGCGUGCAGAGCGUCCUCUUCACCGCGGCCAAGGUGGUCGUCAUCGCCACCCAGUCGCCCAACGUUCUCGCCGUCGGCGUGAUCACCGUGCUCAUCGUCUUCUUCGGACUGAGGCUGUCCGUGAGUGCGUCCUACCGGGCGCGCUUCUUUGAGAGCGUGGUGCUGUCGCGGCUCCUGGCGCACGUGACCGAGACACUGGAGUGCCUGAGCAGCCUGCGAGCCUAUGGCGUGGUGCGGCGUGCCUGCGACCGCUUCUGCCGCCUGGCGGACGCCAACACACGCGGAUACUCUGCCUUCUGCGACACUUACAAGUUCACGCGCGUCAUCACCGCCACGUGCGGCUUCGUCGUCGUGCUCGCCACGCUACUGCUCAACGUCGUCUUCGUCGACAAGUGGGACUCGAGCCGCAUCGGCCUCGCCAUGAGCUCAGCGUCGUCGGUGCCCCUUGCGAUGAUGUACCUGUGCGUGCUCCUCUUCAACAUGCUCCAGAUGGUGGUCAGCUUCGAGCGGUGCCUCGAGUACUCGCUGCUUCCAAAAGAGCUCGACGUAACGGAAGACUUGACCGAGGAGAAGAAGGACGCUCUAUUGAGCUCCCUCUCAGAUUGGCCCUCCGAUGGCGCAGUCGAGUUCAAAGACUACUCAGCCUCGUAUCGACCAGGAAUCCUGCCUAACGUGCUGAGCAACGUUACAUUAACUGUGCUACCCAUGGAGAAGGUGGGAGUGGUAGGCAGGACCGGCGCCGGAAAGUCCUCGCUCGUGCUGGCGCUGCUGCGAGUGUUGAAGCCAUCGGAGGGACGGAUACUGAUCGACGGUGUCGACAUCGCGGAUGUUCCGCUGAAGAAACUGCGCAGUAGCAUUACCGUCAUUCCGCAGGAUCCAAGCCUACUGAGGGGCACGCUGCGAACUAACCUGGACCCCACAAACUCCUACUCGGAUGAGCAAAUUUGGAAAGUGCUGGGUCAGGCGCACUUGGUCAACAUGGUGACAAGCCACUCCAAGAAACUGCUACUGGAGACCGGCGAUGGUGGAUCGAAUCUCAGCGUUGGCCAGAGGCAGCUGGUGUGCCUGGCGAGAGCGCUGCUGCGAAAUACCCGGCUGCUGCUGCUGGACGAGGCGACGUCGCAGAUGGACGGCGACACGGACAGCCUCAUCCAGAGGACGCUCAGGGAGAGCUUCGCCAAGUGCACCCUGUUCACCAUCGCGCACCGGCUGCACACAGUGCUGGACUACGACAAGAUACUGCUCAUGGAAGACGGCAGAGUACUAGAGUUCGGCGCAGUGUCGACGCUACUAGACGACCCGGGCUCUGCGUUCCACGCCCUUGCCUUCGAGGCUGGCGUUCUCUCUGGAGAAGACUUGUCCAGCACGAGCACUACGGCGCUGUGACCUUGAAGAAUAAUAUACUGACGAAUAUUACUAGAGAAUACACUGAGAAGUAUAUUACUAGAGAAAUAUAUUGAGGAAUUACUACCGGAGCGGUAAUUUCUCAACUCGAGGAAAGGCUUCGCAAAUUAAGGGGAGCAAAAAAAGCGUGUGUGUCUCUUUUGUUGGGUACCUUUUAUAUCCAUUAUUACUUUCUGGGGCAAGUUAGCACUUUAUUCUACUCUCUAUACUACCUGUUACCUGGUUGAUGGAGAUACUUAAAGAGAUAUAUGUGUGCGAGUUUUUCAGCUGGUCCUUUGUGCUGUUUUGUAUAGUGGCAGCGUAUUGUACUUUGCAAAUGUUUUCGUGAAAUCCUGCAACUCUUACAUCUUUGCUGCGCACUCGAACUGCCGGAGUACACUGCGCAUCGGGCUGCGCUUGCAUGCCGCUCGCAGGUGACCAGCGAGCAGAUCUUUAGCUGCCCGCCGCCGAGUUUAGACUUACGGUAUGUGUGGCGCUGCAAUCAUAUUAUGGCCUUAUGAUGAGAAAAACUAUCAAUUUGUCGCCAAGCACUAUACACGACAGAAGCUCUGGCGGCGUCCGGCACAUCAAACCAAAACAAUUUGUAUGGACGCAAUCUAUCUACCCUCCAAAAGCAGUUUACACCCUUCGCGGCGUAUCUUUCUGCUACAACAAUAAUUGUCUUCUCUCUAGAUUGCAUUUCCUUUCGUGAAAAUUAUGUGCUCGCUACUUUGCUGUCAAGAAUGCUGUGUCACGCUGAUAGGCGCAUGCCGUUCGCGCAUGCCGUUCGUGGAAUUACGCGCAAGAUAUGUAACGAAUAUUGCUGUGGGACACAAACGCCCAAAUAGUAUAACACUUUCCGAGUUAGGGGUAGAUAAAAAGGCAUAGAACCACCAUGACCACCGAACAUAUCGAAGUCAUGAAUUCCGAGACCGCAUGGCAGCCUUCUCUACAGGACGUGCUCACGUUACCUUUUCACCUUUAUAAAUAUUUUCUCACAUUGUGGCGCAUUACAAGCAGGCGUCAGCCAAGGUUAUUCGGAUCUAGUGACAUUAGCGCCGAGUAGGCUUCAAUGGCACCAAGUAAAUCUCCCCGAUUGGCACCAUUGGCACUAACGAAGUUUUUCGAGGCUAUGUACUAUUGGCCAAUGCAAUAAACAAGCCACUUUUAUUCGACACAUUUUAGCGGCCCGUAAUAAUGUGACCAAGCCUUGGCGGCUCGAUUUCCUGACAAUAUGCUAGCCCGUUCCACAACAGUAUUAGGAGGCAGGCACAAUUUCUUCUCGUUCAGUCUAACUGAUGAAACUGCAGCGUUUUGUUUACGUUUCAUAGUUAAACUGAAAUGUGAAUGGCGUCUUUGUCAAUAAUUUAUAUCAUUUGAUGUUUUUUUUUUCUUUUUCAUUCGUACUUGAACAAUGCGCUUGAGAAAAUAUUCAGGAUAUGCCGAGAGCCAUUUAGCAGAACUUCAACAGGGAUACAGGUAAUCCAAAGAUUAGAAACAGAGGAACCCACCUGUUUCGCUGCCCUUUCUUGGUGACAACAAAAGGCUGCGACUAUACAGUACAACUAGAGCUGCAAGUUUCCGGAUGUGCGUAGUGUUGACCUUAACUCAGCCUUAAAGCGACCUAAGGAGAUACAUCCAACUUCACUGUCAUUCACCAAAUUCUGAGUAAUAGCUUACUUCUUGUGGUAUAACAUAGGCAUUUCUUGUCAACCCUCUAAAUGCCAAGCGCAGCAGAAGUGUUUGGUUUUGCUGAUUAUUCUUACAGUCAUUUACUGCACAUCCAAACUGUCAAUCAUCAAUGCAGGACACCUUUUUUUUCACUCGUUUCUGACUUAGUUGGAGUAGCGCGUACAAACUACUUUAGUUCGACAAGCAAAAGCAGUUUUUACUUACAGAACUGAUGUUUGAAUUUAACCACAUGCAUUAGCGUCUUGAACAUAGUAAACGCAGACUUUUCUUGCCGUGCGUGUCCCUCAAGACUCGCAAAACGUGACACGUCGCCACCUUUUGUUGGGGCAGCACACUUGGGCAUGUCACCACGAGCUGACAAUUAGUUUCAAGAACCAGCAAGCAGGCCACUACAGGAAGCGCUUCGUUCACCCAGAACCAUAUUCACACCUAGAACUAUAUUUGUUGCUAAAAAAUGGUGAAUUAACAAGGAAAGUAAAGGUAAAAGAUUCCACAACCCAGCACUGCGGUUAUAUCAUACGUACGCGACGUUUCGCAGAUUUAAAAAGGUCGCAGGAUAAAGAGAAAUGAAAGUAUAGUUCUGUUUAGUUGAGUAAUUUGCUGGGCCAGUUGGUAAAUGUAAUAAAUGUAAGACCAGCGUUGUCCUGUCCGUUUCUACUUCUUGUGCUCGCGUCCGUACUUGCUGGAAACUGUUAUUUGCAUGGUUCUGUGUACGUGAGAAAAUAUUUGUUGUUGUAGUAUUCUACUCUUGUACGUGUAAUACUUCUAUAUGUCAUGUUUUUAUGUAUAACAAAUAAUAAAAUCUGGUGCUUGGGCA